AUGGCCACUUCUCCAUCCCUUGCCUCCAUCCUCCUCGCCAUCACCAUCACAUUGGGAUCCUUAACCUUCCCUUCAACCGCCCAAAACUCCCAGCAAGACUACGUCAACGCCCACAACGCCGCCCGAUCCGCCGUCGGUGUCGGCCCCGUAACCUGGGACGCCAGGCUGGCAACCUACGCCCAGUCCUACGCCAACAAGCGCGCCGCGGCGGACUGCCGCCUCGUCCACUCAGGCGGGCCCUACGGCGAGAACCUCGCCUGGAGCAGCGGCGACCUCUCCGGCGCCGCCGCGGUGGCGAUGUGGGUCGGCGAGAGGGCCGACUACAACUACAACGCCAACAGCUGCGCCGCCGGGAAGCAGUGCGGGCACUACACUCAGGUGGUGUGGAGGAGGACUACUAGCAUCGGGUGCGCCAGGGUCAAGUGUCGCGACGGCAGGGCUACUUUCGUCAUUUGCAGCUACAACCCGCCGGGGAACUACGUCGGCCAGAAACCCUACUAG
Messenger RNA from Linum tenue, 501 nucleotides. NCBI's taxonomy places the organism in Eukaryota, Viridiplantae, Streptophyta, Magnoliopsida, Malpighiales, Linaceae. The record is from the annotation of a GenBank genome assembly.